Molecule: messenger RNA, 1713 nt
Organism: Monodelphis domestica (gray short-tailed opossum)
Lineage: Eukaryota; Metazoa; Chordata; Mammalia; Didelphimorphia; Didelphidae
Gene: WDR12
Product: WD repeat domain 12
Biological process (GO): maturation of 5.8S rRNA from tricistronic rRNA transcript (SSU-rRNA, 5.8S rRNA, LSU-rRNA); ribosome biogenesis; maturation of LSU-rRNA from tricistronic rRNA transcript (SSU-rRNA, 5.8S rRNA, LSU-rRNA)
Cellular component (GO): PeBoW complex; preribosome, large subunit precursor
Molecular function (GO): protein binding
Source: RefSeq, a predicted model, not a curated record
GAGAGGGCUUAGGUCGAUCCUGCACGGAACACCCAUCCCCCCCUCCCUGCAGCUUCCUUGCCCUUUUUCGCGGGUUGGGAUCUCCUCUCCGCCCCAGCCAUGUCGCAGCUCCAGACGCGCUUCUUCACAGAUAACAAAAAAUACGCAGUAGACAAUGUUCCCUUCUCUAUCCCUGCCGCCUCUGAAAUCUCUAAUCUUAGUAACAUUAUCAAUAAAUUAUUGGAAGCCAAAAAUGGAGUCCACAAGUAUGUGGAAUUUGAUUUCCUCAUUAAGGGCCAGUUCCUGCGAAUGCCCUUGAUUAAGCAUAUGGAACUAGAAAACAUCUCAACAGAAGAAGUAGUGGAAAUUGAGUAUGUGGAGAAAUAUACUGCACCUCAGCCUGAAGAAUGUAUAGUCCAUGACGACUGGAUCAGUUCAAUUGAAGGAACAGAGGAAUGGAUCUUGACUGGCUCCUAUGACAAGACUUCUCGGAUCUGGUCAAUAGAAGGAAAGCCUCUCAUGACAAUUGCUGGCCAUAAAGAGGUGGUGAAAGAUGUUGCCUGGGUGAAGAAAGACAGUUCGUCGUGCCUGCUUCUUAGUGCCUCUAUGGAUCAGACUAUCCUGCUGUGGGAGUGGAACGUGGAGAGGAACAAAGUGAAGGCGCUCCAUUGCUGUCGAGGCCACGCUGAGAGUGUGGAAUCGGUAGCUGUUAACAGCCCAGGGACUCAGUUUUGCAGCGGCUCUUGGGAUAAGAUGUUAAAGAUCUGGUCUGCCGUUCCCACAAAUGAAGAAGAUGAAAUAGAAGAUUCUACAGACAGGCCUAGAAAGAAACAGAAAACAGAGCAACUGGGAUUAACACGGACUCCUAUAGUGACACUGUCUGGCCAUAAUGAUGCCAUUUUCUCAGUGCUUUGGUCAGAUGCUAAUGAAAUUUGCAGUGCAUCAUGGGACCACACAAUUCGAGUGUGGGAUGUGGAGUCUGGCAGUACUAAGUCAACCUUGACUGGGAAUAAAGCAUUUAACUGUAUCUCCUAUUCUCCACUUUGUAAACGUUUAGCAUCUGGGAACUCUGAUAGACAUAUCAGGCUGUGGGAUCCCCGAACUAAAGAUGGUUCUUUGGUGUUACUAUCCUUAACUUCUCAUAAUAAUUGGGUGACAUCAGUGAAAUGGUCUCCCUCACAUGAACAACAGCUGAUUUCCGGUUCCUUUGAUAACAUGGUCAAGCUUUGGGAUACAAGAAGUUGCAAGGCCCCCCUCUACGAUAUGUCUGCUCAUGAAGAUAAAGUUCUUUGUGUUGAUUGGACAGAAGCUGGGCUGCUGUUGAGUGGAGGAGCUGACAAUAAACUCUACACUUACAGAUAUUCAGUCACUGCUUCAGAUGCAUGAAAAUGGAUGAUUCAACAUCAGAGAUUAUCUAUUAGUAUGUAAAACUUUAUAGAAAAUAAUUGAUUAUAUGGCACAGAUCUGAAGAUCAUUCUCAGCCAGCCUUUUACAACUAAUGUAACAUGAUAUUUGACUGUCAGAAUAGUCAUAUUUCAUUGUUUUAUUUUUUCCAUUUUUCCCUUGUAUUUAUAAUAUGCAAAUCUAGAUAUUUAUAACAAGUAAAAUGCGAGCAGCUGUCUUCAUUGCUAUGUUCAGAACUUCUUGAAAUUAUGUUUUGUUCUUUCACAGAUAGUUUGGCAUUGAAUAACAAAAAAGGAUCAGAAAGUUUUUUAAUAAAUAUAAAGGAAUUGA